Messenger RNA from Thyridium curvatum, 3147 nucleotides. RefSeq lists its product as uncharacterized. Bases 1 to 3147 code for a protein of 1048 amino acids. NCBI's taxonomy places the organism in Eukaryota, Fungi, Ascomycota, Sordariomycetes, Thyridiales, Thyridiaceae. The transcript is spliced from 2 exons. Gene Ontology annotation, biological process: regulation of DNA-templated transcription. Gene Ontology annotation, cellular component: nucleus. Gene Ontology annotation, molecular function: zinc ion binding; protein binding; sequence-specific DNA binding. The record is from RefSeq and is a predicted model, not a curated record.
AUGAACAACUACUAUGGAACCCAGCUCUCCCAAGAGGAGAUGCAACGCCGGCAGGCGCUCCUUGCCGCGCAGCAACAGAGGCAGCGGAAUCAGCCGCCCAACGUGAACAUCGCCGCGGCCAAUGCUCAGUCCUUCGCACAGAUGGGUCCCAUGUCCGCCAUGAGCGAUGCACCCAUGACCGGUGCCGACUCGCUCGACGAUAUCAUCCGCGAAAACUCUCAACAAAUACACAGGAGGCGCAGCCUGCCCCAGUCCUAUAACCCGAACAACAUCGGCCAAGGCGACGCGGAUAGGAGAAUUUCCAUGCUGAACUACAACCAGGACCCCAACAACCCCUUCAAGGACUUCCGGUUUGAUGGCAUGGGAGCGCAAGCGGGUGGUAUGCAAGGGAACUUCUCCGAUAUGGAUACGAGCAUGGGCCUCGGAGACGGUUCUGGCGGUUUCGGGCAUCCAGGCAUGAUGCAGCUGCCACCCUCGGGCGACUUUGCCAACAUAUCCUCCGAGAUGAUGGGUAACAUGAUGGCCUUUUCGAACCUCAACAUGAACACCCUGCAAAACGGCCCCAACUCGGCCGCAGACAUGUUCAACUCUUCCGACAUGAACUCGCAAUUUAACCCCAAUGUCUUGAAUGCUAUGGGGGGAGACUUCUCGAUGGACACGAGCGUCGACAGUGUCCCUAUGAGCGCCUCCAGUACCACUGGUCCGACACCCUUUGCGGUAGAUGCCAAGGCGGACGACAGCAUGUUAUCCAUGGACCAGGGAUUCGACCCCCAGGAUGUCAUGCAUACGCCUCACCAACAGUCCAACCCCGGCGCGCAGGGGUACGCCCCAUCGGUCCCAACCCUAUCACGGGAGACUUCGAAUGCGACGAGCUUUCAGUCUCCAGCCUCGGCGCAGAGCACUAGGCCUAGCAUGACCCCGACGACAUCAUCUGGUGUUGGAUCGGGCGUACAGGCUGGACCCCAGCCGCCACCGGACAUCAAGACCGAGAAGAGCAUCUACUCCAAGAGCGGCUUCGAUAUGAUACGAGCUCUCUAUUACGUUGCUGCCAGGCCUAAUCCCGAAGUCCAGCUUGGAGCUGUAGACAUGUCCUGCGCCUUCGUCGUCUGCGACGUCUCUUUGAAUGACUGCCCCAUUGUCUACGUGUCGGACAACUUUCAGAACCUCACUGGCUACAGUAGGCACGAUAUCAUGGGACAAAACUGCCGGUUCCUCCAGGCACCCGACGGAAACGUGGAGGCUGGCACCAAGCGCGAGUUUGUCGAGAAUAGCGCCGUGUAUAACCUCAAGAAGAAGAUCCAUGAGGGCAAGGAGGUUCAGCAAAGCCUGAUCAACUAUCGAAAAGGAGGCAAGCCGUUCCUCAACCUGCUCACCAUGAUUCCCAUCCCGUGGGACACAAAGGAUAUCCGGUAUUUUGUUGGCUUCCAGAUCGAUCUCGUCGAGUGUCCCGACGCUAUUUCAGGCCAGGAGAUGGGCGGCGUGCAGGUCAACUACAAGCACAGCGAUAUCGGGCAGUAUAUCUGGACACCGCCAAACUCGAGUCAGUGGGAGCCGGAGAACGGUCAGACGCUAGGCGUCGACGACGUGUCGACCCUCCUGCAGCAGUAUAACCCCAAGGGUGUCGUGUCAGAUUGGCACAAGCAGUCCUGGGACAAGAUGUUGCUGGAGAACACCGACGAUGUCGUUCACGUUCUAUCCUUGAAGGGCCUUUUCUUGUACCUCUCGCCGUCAUGCAGGAAGAUCCUCGAGUAUGAUACGAAUGAUCUCGUCGGAAAUUCUCUGUCCUCCAUCUGCCACCCCUCCGACAUCGUGCCGGUGACCAGGGAGCUCAAGGACACGCAGGCUGGCAGCCCCGUCAACAUCGUCUUCCGUAUCCGCCGGAAGCAGAGCGGAUAUACGUGGUUUGAGAGCCACGGCUCGCUAUUUGUAGAGCAGGGCAAAGGUCGCAAGUGCAUCAUCCUAGUGGGGCGCAAGCGUCCCGUCUUUGCGCUGCAUCGACGCGAUCUCGAGGCCAACGGCGGCAUCGGAGACAGCGAGAUGUGGACCAAGCUAUCCACUUCUGGCAUGUUCCUCUACGUCUCGUCCAACGUCCGCUCGCUGCUUGACUUGCAACCCGACCAGCUCGAGGGCACUAGCAUCCAGGACCUCAUGCGAAAGGAAACCCGACCAGAAUUCGGCCGAUGCAUCGAAAAGGCCAGGAGGGGCAAGAUUGUGACUUGCAAACACGAAGUCCAGAAUCGGAGAUGCCAAGUACUCCAAGCACAAACCGUGCUGUACCCUGGCGAUGCCGGUGAAGGGCAGAAGCCGACAUUUGUCCUGGCACAAACCAGGCUCAUCAAAGCAUCGUCCCGCCACUUGCCGCCUCCUUCAUCCACUACCAAGUCGACGCCGUCCUCGGGGGGUGCUCCCGACGACCGGAGCGUUGUCGGCGGUGGACGCGUUGCCGAAACCAACAACAACGUGAUCUCUUCUGCCGCCUCCAAGGGCGCAGUGCGCCUGGGUAAUCAGGACGAGGCGCUGGCUUCCGACGACAACAUCUUUGACGAGCUCAAGACGACGCGUUGCACAAGCUGGCAGUACGAGCUGCGGCAGAUGGAGAAGAUCAACAGGAUAUUGGCUGAGGAGCUUGUCCAGCUUCUGACAAACAAAAAGAAGAGGAAGAGGAGAAAGGGUGUUGGCAACAUCGUCCGAGACUGCGCCAACUGUCACACACGGAAUACGCCGGAAUGGAGGAGAGGUCCCAGCGGGCAGCGCGACUUGUGCAAUAGUUGCGGGCUGCGGUGGGCAAAGCAGAUGAAGACUGGCCGAGUGUCCCCACGCAACUCAUCCCGCGGUGGAAACGGUGACACCCACUCAAGAAAGUCGAAUUCGCCAUUGCAUUCAUCGCCUCUCCAUCACGAGGCCUCGGCCGAGAGCGGGAGCAGCGUUGCUGACGGUUCCUCCAAACGUCCCAGCCAUGGUCACUCACGGUCCAAGGGCGGGAACAGCCCUAUCGAUAACGGGACCAUCAAUCCCGCGGGCCUGAACGCCCCUAUGCCGUCCGCAUACACGGGCAACAUGCCGCCGCCGCAAAGUCAACCGCACCUUGCUGGCGGAAGGGGAGUAUCUGGGACGGGUAUGGCGAUGGCUUCGAUCCGGGAGGAAUGA